Galeopterus variegatus (Sunda flying lemur) is the source of this 1437-nucleotide messenger RNA. RefSeq names its product GULP, engulfment adaptor PTB domain containing 1 (gene GULP1). The coding region runs from base 50 to 988 and encodes 312 amino acids. The transcript is spliced from 11 exons. NCBI's taxonomy places the organism in Eukaryota, Metazoa, Chordata, Mammalia, Dermoptera, Cynocephalidae. The record is from RefSeq and is a predicted model, not a curated record.
AGGAUAUAAAGUGUGAUUGGAGUGAACAUUUAUUUGGCUGAUCCUCAUCAUGAACCGUGCUUUUAGCAGAAAGAAAGACAAAACAUGGAUGCAUACGCCUGAAACUUUAUCAAAACAUUACAUUCCCUAUAAUGCAAAGUUUCUUGGCAGCACAGAAGUGGAGCAACCGAAAGGGACAGAAGUUGUGAGAGAUGCUGUAAGAAAACUAAAGUUUGCGAGACAUAUCAAGAAAUCUGAAGGCCAGAAAAUUCCUAAAGUUGAGUUGCAAAUAUCAAUUUACGGAGUAAAAAUUCUAGAACCCAAAACAAAGGAAGUUCAACACAAUUGCCAGCUUCAUAGAAUAUCAUUUUGUGCAGAUGAUAAAACUGACAAGAGGAUAUUUACUUUCAUAUGCAAAGAUUCUGAGUCAAAUAAACAUUUGUGCUAUGUAUUUGACAGCGAAAAGUGUGCUGAAGAGAUAACUUUAACAAUUGGCCAAGCAUUUGACCUGGCAUACAGGAAAUUUCUAGAAUCUGGAGGAAAAGACGUUGAAACAAGAAAACAGAUUGCAGGGUUACAGAAAAGAAGCAGCAGAAGCAGCAGAUGCUGGAUCCAAGACUUAGAAACAGAAAAUAUGGAACUUAAAAAUAAAGUGCAAGAUUUGGAAAACCAGUUAAGAAUAACUCAAGUAUCCACAUCUUCAGCAGGCAGUGUGACACCUAAGUCACCCUCCACUGACAUCUUUGAUAUGAUUCCGUUUUCUCCAACAUCACACCAGUCUUCGAUACCUACUCGGAAUGGCACACAGCCACCUCCUGUACCUAGUAGAUCUGCUGAAAUUAAACGAGAUCUAUUUGGAGCAGAACCUUUUGACCCGUUUAACUGUGGAGCAGGGGAUUUCCCCCCAGAUAUUCAAUCAAAAUUAGAUGAGAUGCAGGAGGGGUUCAAAAUGGGACUAACUCUUGAAGGCACAGUAUUUUGUCUCGACCCAUUAGACAGCAGGUGCUGAUGUCAAGAACAAGAGAUCCUGAUUCAUGUUAAAUUUGUUUAUAUACAUGUGUAUCAUUUAUUACUUUAAGACAGGUAUUAUACAUGUGCCAAUAUAUUUUUGAUUAUAUUAACUUUUUGAAAGUUAUUUUAGAAAAUUUCCUCUCUUUACUGUUGAUCUAUAACUUUUAUUUUGAAAACAACUUACUGUAUAGUAAAUCACACUUUAUGUUCCUUUCUCUUUCUGUCGUAGAUGAAUUUGUAAUUGAAAGGCAAAUUAUCCAACCAAAUAUCUGCCGUGUUCUAAUAAUUAACAGAUUGAAAUUUGUGUUUGUUCUCCAUGUUUUGAGCUUACUAUUGAUUUCCCAAAAGCCAUACCUUAAUGAUACCUUUUAAAAUCCUCAAGAGAUAUACCAAUGCUAAACUAAAAUUGUUGCAUUUUCAAUCCAAUAAACGUUACCAUUCAUUUCA